AUGGCACUUAGAAAGGUCAGGAAUAAUAUCGACCGUCUAUUCGACAAAAACUUGACAGACCUUAUCCGAGGAAUUAGGAAUAAUAAGGAAAAUGAGGUGAGAUUUCUUGCAAUUUUUUAAAGAACAUGUUCAAUGUAAUAUUUAUGUCAACUACUUCAGGGACGAUAUAUCGCUGCCUGUAUGGAGGAGAUAAAGACCGAGCUCCGAACAGAUUCCCCAUUUAUAAAAGCCAAUGCGAUUGAGAAGCUCGCAUAUGUAAGUAGUUUUGGUUCAGAGUUUUAUUUUAGUUACAAAUGCUUGGGUAUGACAUCAGCUGGGCGUCUUUUAACAUCAUAGAGGUUAUGGCUUCUACCAAAUACAGUGAGAAGAGGAUUGGAUACCUAACCGCCACUCAAUGUUUUAAUGACGAGACAGACGUGUUAAUGUUGACAACGAAUAUGAUCCGAAAGGACCUUCAAAGCAGUAAUAUGUAUGAUUGUGGAGUCGCACUGAGUGGUCUUGCCUGUUUUGCUACAUCAGAUUUGUCGAGAGAUUUGGUUAAUGAUGUUGUCAACUUGGUAAGACCAGGACGUUUUAUUUUAUUUAUUUUUUUAGUUGACGUCAAGUAGACCUUACGUGAGGAAGAAAGCGGUGUUACUCUUAUAUAAGAUCUUCUUAAAGUAUCCAGAGAGUUUGCGACCAACGUUUUCUCGGCUAAAGGAGAAAUUGGAGGACUCUGAUCCAGGUAGAAAUUAAUUUUUGGUUAUUUAUUUGUGUUUAGGAGUCCAAAGUGCUGCAGUUAAUGUAAUAUGCGAAUUGGCGAGGAAGAACCCUCGAAAUUACCUGAGUUUGGCCCCGCUUUUCUUUAAAUUGAUGACUACAAGCUCAAAUAACUGGAUGUUGAUUAAGAUAAUCAAACUAUUCGGGUCUUUAGUGCCGUUGGAAUCUCGACUGGGCAAAAAGUUAUUGGAACCACUUACUACUUUGAUUAACAGGUAGGUUAUUUGCUCGUUUUUAUGCGUCUUGUAUUAUAGUACAUCGGCGAUGUCUUUACUCUACGAAUGUAUCAACACGGUGAUCGCGGUAUUGAUCAGUAUCUCUUCUGAAGGUCCCGGGGAUUACACUCCGUCAAUACAGGUAAGUGAAUUUGAAUGUGAAAUUGUUCGUUUUAGUUAUGUGUGCAAAAACUGGGUGUGCUGAUCGAAGAUUCGGAUCAGAAUUUGAAAUACCUUGGACUUCUGGCUAUGGGAAGAAUUCUUUUGACUCAUCCGAAAGCUGUUCAAGCACAUAAAGAUAUUGUUUUAAGAUGUUUGGAUGACAAAGACGAGAGUAUUAGACUUCGGUAUGUUCCUCAACAUUGAUAAAGAGUAGCAUUAUUCUCAUUUUAUUUCUUUUUUUCCAGAGCGCUAGAUCUUUUAUACGGUAUGGUUUCCAAGAAGAAUAUAAUGGAGAUUGUUCGGAAGCUGAUGGAUCAUGUGGAUAAAGCAGAAGGGGCAUUCUACAGAGACGAAUUGCUGGCCAGGAUCAUUUCUAUUUGUUCUCAUAAGAAUUAUCAGUAUAUUACUAACUUUGAAUGGUACAUAUCAGUAUUAGUUGAAUUGACAAAGGUCGAAGGGUCCAAACACGGAGUGUUGAUUGCUGAACAGGUAAGUAUUUGCUUUUAUUUAAUGGGUGGCUGUUUAGAUCCAAGAUGUAACAGUCAGAGUCCAGUCUAUUAGACAUUACUCGGUAUCUCAAAUGGCUUUGUUGGUGGAAAAUGCUCAUCUUCUUUUGUCGGCCAACUCUGCCCAAAGGAAUAACAUCUCGGCGGUGUUGUUGGCAGCGGCAUGGAUUUGCGGUGAAUAUGCAGAGUGAGUUUGUCGUUUUGGUUUUUGGGUUUGCAUCUAUUUCAUACUGUACUCAAAGUAUUUUAGACAUGUAAAUGACAUAAUGUCGGUCCUUGAAUCCAUGUUGAAGACCAAAGUGUCCCUGGUGCCCGGAGAUCUUCUAAGUGUUUACAUUCAAAACAUUGCCAAAUUGUAUGCCUUUUUAUUACUCCAAUACGAGAAGGAAGAUGACUGGGACGCGAUUGAGAGUCUCGAUAAUCUGGUGCUGUCAAAACUACCUCAAUUUCAAUAUUCUGAUCAUCUCGAAGCACAAGAACGGGCCUGUAAUCUUCUACAUCUACUUAAAUUCGUAGAAUCUGAACAUAUAAAGAAGAAGAAGAUCGGUGAAUCAUUCGCGGCAUUAUUCGAAGGUGAACUGAAUCCGGUGGCUUCGAAAGCCCAAAGAAAAGUUCCGCUGCCAGAGGGGUAUGUCAAAGAUUUUCUAAUCGCAUUAUGGGAAUUUUUAGCCUUGAUUUGGACGCCUGGAUUGUGGAGCCUUUGGUGGAAACCGAUUCGGAUGAUGAAGAUGCAGAUGAGGUCCCGACCAUCGAUGCAGCUCGUCGCCAGUUUGCAUUAGCCGCUGAAUCUUAUCUGGAAAGCUCUGAAGGUGAGGAAAAAGAAAAGGAAACACCGAAGAAUGGGAAGUUGACAAAGACGGCGACCCAGAAAGAAAUUGAAGAAGGAAAAAAGAGAAGACAAUUUGAACAAGAAAACAAUCCUUAUUACAUGAAAGCCGUCACCAAGCCGAUUCAGAAGAGCCAAUCCAAUCAGAGUCAACUGAGUCAAGUGUCGAAACAGAGGGCGAAGUAUCAAGACCCGUCAGAUCUCCAGAGCCCUUUGGAAAUUCCGGGAGUAAUUGGAAUGGAUAGGUGUGGUUAUUUGAAUAAUUUGAGUUGUUUUGAUGUUUAGAUACAUGGAACAACAGAAUUCGACAAUGUCAUGGAAGACGGUGAAGGUGGAGAAACAGAAGAAAACAAAGAAGGGAACCAAGAAGAAGAAAUCCAAAAUGCAAAAUCUCUCGGUUCUCUCCAGUUCUGAGGAAGAAGAUGAUGCCGUGGUUGUUCAUAACGUAAACCGAGAUGACGGGGAGAUGCCGGAUAACGCACUAAGUAGUGAUGAUGAAAAGGAAGUGGUAAGCGUAAAUAAAGUUUUACCAUUGUUUUUAGAAUGGACGUUCGAAUGAGUUCAAGGCACUCGAUAUGGAUCUGGAUGCUCCUUUGAGAGAUGAUGAGAGAUUGUUCGCCCCUAAGCCUUACGAACGGCCAAGGGCAUUUGAACAAGAAUCGUUUGAUGCAUUCAGAAUACAUAAGGAAAAUGGUGGUCACAAAGAAGAAAAGAAGAAAUCGAAGAAAAAGAAGACAAAAGAAACGGAACCAGUUGAAGAGAAGAAAAAGAGCAAAAAGAAGAAGAAAAAAAUAAAGGAAGAGAAUCUUUACACUGCCAUUGAUGAAGAUUCAAAGAAACCGAAAAGAAGUGAUAAAGGAAAGGGCAAGACAAGUGUUGAGGUAUGUGAUUAUGAUCUUUGGACGGGGUUAAAACGCUUAGAAAGUUUAACGGUUAACUAAUAUGUUUGGUUCAGGACAUCCUUGUUUUCAAUUCGGAUGAAAUGGUCAAACCUAAUACUCUACCGGUAUCCUUUGACAAUUCGUUCAAAAAACUUUGCUUUAAUGAACGAGUGGCAGUCGAUUCUUCUAUUCAAAUUGGAGAAUUGGAACAUCAGAAGGUGACUAUAACUUUGCGGAUCGAAAACAAAGGAAAUGAUUUGAUCAAGAUGAUCGAAGUAUUUGUUUUGGAAUCUGACUCCGUGUCGCUGGAUUCUAAGAAAGAGGGGACAUUGAAACUACCAUUUGAGUUACAACCAAGGUCCUCAAAUCAGCAUGGGUUACAUCUUAAUGUAAAGAAUCCACAUCAAACCCACAGGGUGCGGUGCACAAUAAGUUAUUUGGUUGAAGAAGGCAGGGAUACUGUAACAGAAAAAUUGGACUUCAGAUUGGAGAUCAAAAGUAUCUUGUUCUUGAAAUUUGCGACAAUUGGAAAGUGGGUUUUCAUUUAGCGUUAAUGAUUGUAUUUUAGUUCUUCGUUCGAAUUCAUGAUCAGCAGUGGGGAAUUGCUUAGCUCAGCUAGUCCAUCAGUAGAAUCUAAAAGGAAUUUCCUCGAGGUGGUUGAUGGAAUCACCAAUGAAUCUAACUUCUCGGGUAUGUUUUUAUUUAUACCGGCCGAAAAAAUUUUCUAUUCGCCUCGUGUCUCAGGAACCGCUGGGUUAAGACGUGUGUAAUUCGUGAGCCAGAGGGCGGUAUGGUCGAAAACUUGUAAACAUGGGAUAAAUAUUGAAAGGGGAGAUUGUCACAAUACAGCGAUACUACAAUCAUGUCUUACCGCCCUCUGGCUCAUGAGUUACAAGCCAAGGUGGAAUGAAAUUUUUGGCAACCCGUUCUUGGCCUUACCGAAAUCCGACGUGGAAAGAAAAUUUUGUCGACCCUGAAUGACCUGAUAUAAUAUGGUAUAAUGUAUUGUUUCAGUUGUUGAAAAGACCGAAGAUGCCGCCACUUUAUAUGCACAUAGUUUCGAUGGCAAACCAAUAUGUGUUCUACUAAAACAAAAGGCCAGUUUAAAAAUUUCAAGUUAAUUUUUUCUAAAAUUUUAGGAAUCUAUCUGUUCGAUAUCCUGUAAAUGCCACGACCAACAGCUAGGCCAAUCCCUGGCUGAAGAUUUGGCUCAGCUUGUGAAACUCUUGCCUCAAAAGAACUAA
Bursaphelenchus xylophilus (pine wood nematode) is the source of this 4593-nucleotide messenger RNA. Lineage: Eukaryota; Metazoa; Nematoda; Chromadorea; Rhabditida; Aphelenchoididae. The record is from the annotation of a GenBank genome assembly.